GCGACCGGCAUAACAUUACGAAAGCUGUACGAGAACACGCGAACGAUGCACAAAUACGUUGCCCUAGCAUUGCUGCUUGUUGCAGCCGCGCAAGCGCGCAAACACCACCACAAACAACAAGACCCAUUCGCGGCGCUGGACCAACAACUCUCACACUCCCUAGCCUUCCACUACCUCUGGCCAUGGAGUCAACUCGUCCAAGCUGCCGCCGCCAUGGAUGACGAGGAUAAUCUCGAAGAACCACAGAUAACAUCAGACCCCAACAGCUUCGAGAUCAACAUGAACGUCAAGAGAUUCAAGCCCAACGAACUCAGGAUCAAAGUUAAAAACCAAUACAUCAUUGUAGAAGGAAGACAUAGAGUAACUUCUGACAAUACAGCAUUCCUGGCUAACCACUUCGUUCAACGCUUCAAUCUACCCCCUGGAACCAAACAGGAAGAAGUUAAGGCCGUGUUGAAGGAGAAUGGAAUCCUAAGCAUUUCCGCGCCCAGACACGAAGUACCUCCUCCACCACCUGAAAGGAUUGUCCCCAUCGAAGUAAGAACGCCUCCGCCCACUUCUGAAAAACCUACAGAAACUCCCACUGAUGCUACUACAGAAAAGGUAGAAACAUCAUCUGAAAAACUGGAGACCACAUCAGAACAAAUCGCGACUUCAUCGGAAAAAAUCGAUACUACGUCGCAAAAGGUUCCUGAAAUGGAAGUGGCUUCCACAGAAAAAGACGACACGCUAUUGGAAUUCCGACUUGCCGAUAAGACGCACCACGUUGGAAAAAUCAGGAAGAAGGAGCUGAAAAACACUUCUAAACACGUAAAAGACAAUGAAGUGUCUAAAGGGGACGGCAAUGCAUUAGAUUACGCUCUCAUAGAGGCGGAAGAGUGAACGUAAGGGUAGUUUAUACUUUAAAAGACUGAUAGCUUUAAAGUGGUGCUGUGAAGACUAUAAUCUCGUUUGGUUUCGGACGUACAGGCGUAUUCUUAUUGAUGCGCGAGCGUAGGUGAGUGGAUAGUUCUAGUGUGAACCAUUGUAAGGGGAUCUCGAGGUGUGAUACAACUUAAGAGUGCUCCUUACUCAGGUUCUAAGCAGCUACCUAUCCCACGCUUUGCGAGCAAUUGGAUACGCCCUUGCUUCGAAAAUCGAUACCCUGUUGUUUUAACUGUGAAAUCGAGGAAUUGGCAAAAUAGCGAAACUAUGUUAAUCCGACAAGGUACAUGUGUAACGAAUUGUGUAACUGGUUUGAGCGUAUAUUUGUGCCUCCAUUGCCAUUUAGAUCAGGCACUUGUACACGCUUAGUGACAUUUUAUUUACGAUGUCAUUAAAAGUUUUUUAUUGUAAGUCAGACUGUACCUAGAGGCUAAACUAAGAUUUAUAAACGUUAUUUUGUUUGAUGAAUAAAUGUUAUUUAUUGUAAGUUA
Leguminivora glycinivorella is the source of this 1415-nucleotide messenger RNA. Its product is annotated as alpha-crystallin B chain-like. Gene Ontology annotation, biological process: protein refolding; response to heat. The coding region runs from base 46 to 882 and encodes 278 amino acids. Lineage: Eukaryota; Metazoa; Arthropoda; Insecta; Lepidoptera; Tortricidae. The transcript has a single exon. Gene Ontology annotation, molecular function: protein folding chaperone. The record is from RefSeq and is a predicted model, not a curated record.